Neoarius graeffei (lesser salmon catfish) is the source of this 1541-nucleotide messenger RNA. It is a transcript of the gene lat, whose product is annotated as linker for activation of T cells. NCBI's taxonomy places the organism in Eukaryota, Metazoa, Chordata, Actinopteri, Siluriformes, Ariidae. The transcript has 13 exons. The record is from RefSeq and is a predicted model, not a curated record. Bases 447 to 1094 code for a protein of 215 amino acids.
CUUUAGAUACAAGGGCAGAGCUGAAGCCAGGCAGACGAAUGAGCAAGAAACCACUCGGAGAGAUUAGCUAAGAAACUGGAGGUGGAGGCUACGACGACAUGCAGAAAGAGCCUAUGAGGAGGAAGAAACUGAGCGGGCACAGGAAAGAUAAAGAAAAAAAAGUUUAGGGAUGGCCUAUUUUUCUACAGCACUGAUCUGUGACUGAUGUGCUUGCUUCAGUUGAAUAUGAACUGUCUGGACUGAUGAAAGACUGUUAAGUCAGAAUCGGGGGGGAAAAAGUGGCAAGAGGCUUAAGCGUAGAUGAAAAGUUGGAGAACCAAGAUGGUGAAACUCCGAGCGUGAACUGGUGGUGAAUUUGCUCUGGUGUGUGACGUGUAACGACUGGCCUCUGGUUCGGCUCAGCACCCUGACAGGCGGAUCCCAUCACCUGCUGCGACGCUGCCAGUAUGGAUUCCACUGCACUUUUGACUGUGGUAUGUGUGGCAGUUGUUGUGCUCUUCAUCUUCCUGAUUGGUCUUUGCUUGAACUGCAACGGAAACAACCAACCAACAUACAUUAGACAACAACAUGAUCCACGCAACAGUUACGCACCCUCUCUCCCUUCUGACAGGAACUUUACAGUUGUGCGCUCCUACGCAGAGCCUCCUUCUUUCGCUAUCGUACCAGUUCAGCCACUUCAGCACCAGCUUAUCACUUCUCCAUCGAUGCCUGAUGCAAGACGGAUCUCAGAUCGUCCCUCCUCUGAUGGUGGAAGUCAAAGUGAUUACAUCAACCAAAAUGAGACACAUUAUGCAGCAAGCUAUGAGCAGUCUCCUGAAAAGACCCCGGACUAUCCGGACUAUCUGGACGUUUUACCAAACGACCAAAACGACCAGAACGACCAGCAUAAACUCGGCUCUUCGUUGAAUUCAGGCCAGAGUUACCAGAACAUUGAAAAAGAUGACAACGAUGAUGAUUCAGACAGUCAGCAUUAUAUAAAUGUCAACGAGGAUGGAAAACAUUCACUUGGAACUCCUGUUGGAUCAUUCGAUGGCUUCAGCAGUGACGACAAUGGCAGCUCUGAAUACGUAAACGCGCCGAACCUACAUAAGUAAGUCCACCUGCGCUGAUUAAAAACACCAAGACUUGAAGCACCAUCAGAUUAUACAGGAGGAUUUUUACACCAUAAAAUCAUAUCGAAUGGGAAACUUGAGCUUAACAUUUUGUCUCUACCACAUGUGGACAAAAAUGUUAGACGGAUGGACGAAAAGAUCUUAAGAAAUCAAUUCUGUAAGAAAAUUACAACUGCUGAAUUAUAUCUCACCGUAUUUUUUUUUUCCUGAAUCCUGUUGACAGGAUUUGCUGACAGUUCCUGAGAAUAUUAACUUUUACUCACUUAUAUUUUCUGACUUAAAACAUUACUUUUUUUAGGUUUGUUUUACUUUUUUUUUUAAUUAUAACUGCGAUUAAUCCAGUUGUUCUUUAGCUGUUGUAUGUAAAGUAAUGUAAUGCUCUGUAACAUUGUUGUCUGAUAACUGAAAUAAAUUAUGCACCACCAAAAA